Biomphalaria glabrata is the source of this 6347-nucleotide messenger RNA. RefSeq names its product DNA ligase 1-like. Bases 122 to 2836 code for a protein of 904 amino acids. NCBI's taxonomy places the organism in Eukaryota, Metazoa, Mollusca, Gastropoda, Planorbidae. Gene Ontology annotation, biological process: nuclear-transcribed mRNA poly(A) tail shortening. Gene Ontology annotation, cellular component: nucleus; CCR4-NOT complex; cytoplasm. The record is from RefSeq and is a predicted model, not a curated record. The transcript has 15 exons. Gene Ontology annotation, molecular function: poly(A)-specific ribonuclease activity.
GGAAAUGUUUUAUCUUUUUUAUUUUUAAUGGCGGCAAUCUUGUUUUCUAAACAAUAGCGUUUAUCACCGGUAAAUCACAUUUUUUGUAAAUAUAAGAAAUCAGCUUCGGUUGCUAUUGAAGAUGCCGAGGCUUACUAGACGAAGUGCUGCAUCCAAAGAGGAGGCUACACCUGAAAAAGAAGAAAAUACCAAGACCACAAGUCGAAGCAGAAGCAGGGGAACUAAAAAGGAGGAACCUAAACAGGAAGAGGUGUCCACUGAUGAGCCUCAAGAAACACCUGCUAAAAGGGGAGGGCGCCAACCUGCAAAAGCAAAAGAAGUGACUCCAAAAAAAGGUAAAUCACCAGCAUCUGGAAGAUCUACAUCUAGAUCUACUAGAGGAAACAAGCAAGAGGAGGAGGAGGAACAAGAACAGGCGGGAGAGGAGGAAGCAGAGGAGGAGGAACAGCCAAAAGGCAGUACUAGAAGUAGAGGAAAGGGGGGGAGAGGAGCUACUAAGGGAGGACGUGCCAGUAAUGCCAAGGCUGCAGAAGACAAGAAAGAAGCAGACAGUGAAAAGGACACUGAAGACAUUUCAGACUCCGGUGCUAAAGCCUCAACCAGUAAAAACAAAAAGUCUGUUACUCCACGGGGUGGACGAAGAAGUAGAGGCAAAGCUGGUUCUGAGCCUGCCGAGGAGGAGCAAGAGUCUAAAGAAGAUGAGUCCAAAAAUGGUGAUGAGCCAGCAGUUGCCCCAGACAGUGAUGUGAGCACAGAGCCCAAGGGUAGGCAGAAGCGAACCCCAAAUCAGAAACAGGCAGCUACCGCCACUCCACCAAGUGGUGGCAGGAGGGGACGUGGGCAGAAAAAAACAGAAUCUCAGCCAACCCAGGAGGGCUUGGCUGCAACAGAAACUGAAAGCAGCAAGGAAGAGGCAAUGGAAACCACAGAGGAAGAGGCUAAACCACAAGAGGAUAAGAAGCCAGAAGAAGAGCCAAAGCCAGGAGAAUCAUCUUUAACUACUGAGGAAACCAAAGAAGCAGAAUCCAGCCCAGGGAAAAAGCGCAAACUUGAGGAGGAGGAAGAGGAGGGUGAUAGAGAAGUGAAACGUAUCAAGGUCGUUGAGAGUGAACCACCUGCUGAGGAGGGUAAAGAGGAUGAUUUGACAGAUUAUGUUGUGGUUAAUAAAGAUGAAGUUCCAGCACCAGAGAGCAAAGAAGUUGUUGAGUCCUUACCACCAGCAAUUUCAUCUGAAAGUGACUCAGCAGGAGAUGAACCCAUGCCAGCUGCAGCAGAAAUAACUAGUCGGGUGGACACAACAGAUGCUAACUUUGUUGUUCCACUCACAGAGGCUGAGUUAGCCAAGCAGUAUGCUCCCAAACAAAAGGAAGAAACAGAUGAAACUUCCUCGACUCUGGUAGAAGUGGGCAGUGAGGCGGCCUCUGACAUCACCGGUGUGUCUAGGGGGCUAGACUUCAGCGACGCUGUAUCACUUGACUCAUCCAUCUCUGCAGAGCAGCCAGACCAACCUGCAGAGGUGCCAACUGACAAUCCCAGAAACUCUCUGGAGAAAGACAGCUCAGAAUUUGCAGAGGUGACCAUGGAAAAGCAGGCUAGUGCUGAAACUGAUGAACCAGACACUGCCAUAGAUCAGGUAGCCAACUUGCUAUCUAGCCCUGAAGUAGAUUCUGUAAGCCCUUUGCUAGCUACGGAGCACUGCGCAGACUUAAACCAGUUGUUCACUAACAACAACAAUUCUGGCUAUAAUGCUAUCAACAUUCAAGGAUCUUAUGACAUUCUCAAUCGUAAAUUUAUAUUGAACAAAGCAGUACCUGCUGAACUGAUGGACCCAGCUUAUUGCUUCAGUGUUGUCAGCUAUAAUAUUCUGGCAGACUGUCACCUGAAGAGGGGAGACUACUCCUACGUAAAGCCCCAGUUCUUGGAGACAGUUUAUAGACAUUUUCUUCUGAUGAAAGAGCUAACCUACUUAGAUGGUGACAUUGUUUGCUUGCAGGAGGUGAAUCCAUCAUACUACAAUUCCCAUUUGCUUCCAGAAAUGAUAAAGCGUGGCUACACAGGCUCAUUCAUGAAGAGAACUAAAGAUUACUGGGAUGAAGGAGCUGCUACAUUUGUCAGGAAGAGUAAAUUUGCUGUUGUCUCAAGCCAAAGUAUUUCAUUGCGAGAUCUUGCAUACAAAGCAGUGAAUGGUCUCAACCUGAACCCAGAAAUAAGUGAGGCAGCUAAGAAAUAUUUAGAUCGGGCUGAUGUCAUAUUGCUUACUCAGGUGAAGUUUCUGAAGACAAACGAGAUCAUCACCAUCUGCAACAUUCAUGUUCUGUAUGACCUAGAGGCACUUGAUGUCCAGUGUAUUGAGGUGGCCUGUGCCAUCAAGGAGCUGGUCACCAACUCAGGAAGUGACUUAAACCCACACAUCAUUUGUGGAGACUUUAACUCCAUGUACAACUCCCCUGCCUACCAACUUGUUAAAGAUGGCUACCUCAUUGACAACAACAUCAAGAAGCUACAGGCUAUUCAGGCUCUAGAGCUGACAGACAAUACCGUUUCAAAGGCUAUUGUUAAUCACAUGUGGGGAGCUUUCCAACAUACAUCUUCAAGCCUUCAAAGUGCCUAUUACACUAUCAUGCAAAGGGAGCCAUUGUGCACCACGUACACCAAAAGCAGCUACGGAACAUUGGAUUACAUUUUCUUCUCUUCUUUGUCCUUGCAUGUCAUUGGAGUGUUGGAAACUCUGGAUGACAAGGUUGUCAGGAGAUUAGGAGGCCUGCCUUCCUCUAGUGUACCAUCAGACCAUCUUUCUCUCAAGGCAGUAUUCAGGACUAGAGAGGAAAAGAAUUGAAAAUGAUAAUAAAUUUCCUAUCUCCAAGAACAGGAGAGCUUUACCCGACAUUUUUAACUGUGUCCAAAACUAUCAGUUCCAAAAUGUUUAGUUUAGUAACCAGACGAUCACUGUUGUUUUGUUUUUUUUUCUCUGAAAAAGAGUUUAUGGUUUUCUAUAUUAAUAUUUUUAAAAAGUUUUACAUUAGCUAAGCAAUUAGUUUUAUACAAUUAAUUAGUUAAGAAAAAAUAUUUUUUUUUUAAAAGGAAAUAUUUCUGUUUAGAAUGAGUUUCCAUGUUAAGGUGCUAGUGUAAAUCUAAAUGUGUAGAGCACCAGAAGCUUGUCUUGCUAAUGGUUAAUAGUCUUCUAGCAGCAUCUCAGUCUUGUCUACUUGACUCUAGAAGAUAGUCUUUAUGUUCAUAGCACCCUAAGUAUCAUUUUGUAUGUCUCUACACACACAUAUAUUUAUAUAUAUAUCAUAUUCUACAUAAACCUUGGUUAGUUUUUACAGCAUUUGAAUUCCUUUGGAAACAUUAUGAAUGAAGCAUGAAUAGAGGACAUUGGUUUCUUCUAACAUAGAUCAUAUAUUCAAAAAAAAUGAAUUUGUUUUGUUUUUUUAUCUCAGCAAAUGUUUUAUAAAUUUCUUUAAAAUAAUUUUAAAAAUAGAGUUUUUUGAAAAUAGAAUUAGAAAGCAUUUUAAGUUUAAUCCAUUUUUGAAUAAUAUAAAGGUGUAGAAUCUGAUGGUUAAAGAUGAAAAAUCAAUCAAACCUAAAACUAGCUCAUAGCUAACAAGCUUCUCUCUAACCUGUUUAGGUGACAGUCUAGCAGUCUUUGACAAUACCAACUUCUCUGACAGUGUUUAAAAAAAACAACAACAUUCACAUGAUGAGAUCAAAGCUUAGAAGUUUCUUUCAAUUUUCUGGAGGCAAUUUUUUAAAUAUUUUUAUUAAAUCUGAGAAUUCUUUGCAAAGUUAUGGCUAUUAUUAAUGGGUCCAGAGAUUGUACAUAAUUGUAACCAAUAUCACAAUAUCUCAGUUUUGUUUCGAUGUUACUAAACAUUAUUAUUUUCUCCAAGUGACUUGUGUUAUUAAACAGUGUGCCACACAAAUAUAUAUACAUAAAAAACAUAUAUAGGGAAAAUCCUAGGCCAUAAUUUAUCUUUCUUUCUUUUUUUUUUUUUUUGUGGGAAUCUUUUUCAUUUGCCCAUCCAGAAAGUGAAAAGUCAUGAGUUUAGUUUUAUUCAACUUUUUUUUUUUUUUUUUUUUUUUUUUUUUUUUUUUUACUCUUGUUUAUUGUUCAAGAAUGUAAAUAUAGCAGUACAUCUCAGGAGGGCUGGACAUAAUUGUUUGUUCAAUCAUUCAAAAUUAAUUCAUUUCAUAUGCAAGUUAAUAAUAAAAAAAAACAUUUUUGAAAUAGCUUUAAAAAUAAACUUCAGGGCAUUGAAACUGUAAACACUUUUGACUUGACAUUGACAUCAAUUAAUUGUAGUACAUAGACUAAACAAAAUGUAAAUUAUUUUGAUCAAUAUUUCUAUCAAAUGAAAUACACACGUAGAUUUAAUUGUUAAUCACUAGUAUUACAAAUAAUUUGCAAUUAAAAUGGAAAAUGUAUAAGUAACUUUUAGGAUGACAUACUUGAUCAACUUGCCUGUUCAAUACAUUGAAAAAGUUUCCAAAUUCUAGAAUGACAACCUGCAUUUUUUUUUCUGUAUUAUUUAGCAUUAUUUUGUUGGUGGUAGUAAAAAUAGUUCUAGACAUGUUUGUACUUUAAAAUGAAAAAGGUAAAACUGUACAUUAGUCAAAUAGAAAGUACUUUUAAAAUGAAAAAGGUAAAACUGUACAUUAGUCAAAUAGAAAGUACUGUUGGUUUAGUCUUGUGCUUAGGAUGUCUUUUUAUGAAUUAGAAGGCUCUAAGUCCUCAAUAAUCUGUGACAGAGUAGAGCAGCUGUUGUCUGGGUUUAGUGCCGCAAUGAUUGUUGUAUUUCCAAUCUAUGUUACCAGUGUGUAUGAAGAACACAUGGCAUUGUCCUACUGGGCUCUGAACAAGGUGGAAUCGUCUUAAAAGGCCCACAUGCUUAAGCAUUAGGAUUUCAACCAAAUAAUCAUAAUCCACCAGGACAAUGUUGGAGGUCUAUUGACUGAGAAGUGAUGACUUAAGAGUACAAAGAAUACAUCACCUCAAAUUACACCCAAGCUUUUAGGUUCCUGUUAAGUAACUUGUGCUAUGUAAUAUUAUAAUCUAUUAUAAAGAAUAUAGCCAGGGAUCUGUACUUGGACAUUCAUUGCCAGAAGUGACCAAUUGGAAUAGAAAACACUACUUCUGAGGAGUCUCAAGAAUUUAUCAUAGUUUAGUACACAUCUUGUGAUAUAAAGUUGUUUGUGGUUUUAGAUAGUUACUAAUGUAAUAGUAAUAUAGGUUAUAAAUACUUACAAACCUGUUGAAUUUUUAAAAAGAAAAUGUUGAUUUUAUCAUCAACAGUUGAUAAGGAACCCUAACCAGGUAUUUUGCAAAACAUUUGAUUCAUUUAGUGCAUAACAUAGAAAAAUAGUACAUAAUGUUCAUUUGAUUUGUUUUUACCCAUGAAUUUUUUGAAAUAAUUGAAAUCUUUCAGUUUCUAUUGAAUAUUUCAAACUUCUGUCCAACAUCAUCUCAUAUUUGUAUUGAGUAGACCACGUUGUAUAUUGUAUAUAUCCUCCUCCCCCCCCUUGUUGUUCUGACAUAAUUGUAAUAAUAAUUGCUCUAUUUUAUCUUAAGCAGAUGUCUUAUCUGAAUAGAACAGUUGAUAAUAGUAUCUAUACCAUUUUCAGUACAGUUUGAUUUUUUAAAUUAUGUUAUGUCAAUAAUUUAUCACUAUUAUCUUAGAGUUCUGUUUGCUAGGUUCACUAUUACUAAGCCAGUGGGUGCUUGACAUUUGAGCAAUACAAAUGACUAGACUGUUUCCCCUUAUGUUAACUCAGUGGACUCCAACUCAGGCUCUGUACUGUAGCCAUGCACUCUGUUAUAGUUUGUUCUGAUGUAAGUCACAUUUCAACAGUCUUCACUGUGUGCUAUGAGCUUCGAUGUUCACCUUUAUGAAGCAUGUCUCUUUUAACAAUCACAUGACUUGAGUCUAAACUGAAAGAGGAGACUUGUCAAAGGAAAUCUUUACCUAAAGUUUUGUUCAAAGAGAUCUUUUCAUAAAAUUUGUCAUUUCUAUAGGGAAAAAAAAAGUCAGAGAUUGGAGAUAAUAAAGUGUUGUAUUUCCAUCCUAUUAGAUUGUGUCAUGUAUUUAAACUAUUGAUAAUUGUUAGAAUGUUUCUUGCAAUGGCAACUUCAAAAACUUUUUCUUCUAGAAAAAAAAAACAGAAGAAAAGUAUGUGUUCAUUUCUGUGUGGCUAUUUUUUGGAAGAUUAAGAAAUGGGUUAAUUUUGGCAUCUAUAUUUUGUUUACUUUGACUGUUGUGUGAGUUUUUUAUUUUUUUUUUUUAUUUCAUUUGAACAUUGACAUGAAAUUCAUUAAAAUAUUUUUUUUCAAAUAAAAUUCUAAAUUUUAA